AUGUCGCCGCCCUUAAUAACACAUCUUUACACUGCGGAUCCUUCCGCCCACGUCUUUGACGGAAAGCUAUACAUCUACCCGUCGCAUGACCGUGAGACUGAUAUACAAUUCAACGACAAUGGCGACCAGUAUGACAUGGCCGACUACCACGUCUUCUCGCUCGACUCUCUCGACGCCUACGCAUCAUCCCCCUCUUCCGCCUCCGCAGAGCCACCUAAAGUAACUGACCAUGGUGUCGUACUACGUACGGAAGACGUCCCAUGGGUUAGUAAACAAUUAUGGGCUCCCGACGCAGCCCGUCGCAAGGGCAAAUACUACUUGUACUUCCCAGCGCGCGAUAAGAAUUCGGUAUUCCGUAUUGGCGUCGCCAGCGGCAAUACCCCUAUUGGGCCUUUCGUCCCGGAACCAGAACCUAUCCCGGGCAGUUUUAGCAUCGACCCUGCGUCUUUCGUGGACGACGAUGCGGACGAGUCUGCAUAUUUGUACUUUGGUGGCCUAUGGGGCGGACAGCUACAAUGCUAUCAGAAGGGCAACGGACCCGCGCACUUCGACGCAGCAUGGCUCGGACCAAAAGAGCCCUCAGGACCAGGGGCCAAGGCGCUGUUCCCCAAGGUAGCGAAACUGGCGGACGACAUGCGAUCGUUCGAGGGACCGGUACAGGAUCUCGUCAUUCUGGCGCCGGAAACCGGCGAGCCAAUCGACGCAGACGACCACGACCGACGGUUUUUCGAGGCUGCGUGGAUGCAUAAGCGCGGGCACGUUUACUACUUUAGCUAUUCGACAGGAGAUACGCACUACCUGGCGUACGCGACGGGGUCAAGCCCCCUCGGACCAUUCACAUACGCGGGGCGCCUGCUGGAGCCGGUGCUAGGCUGGACGACGCACCAUUCGGUGGUCGAGUUUCAGGGCCGCUGGUGGCUGUUCCACCACGACUGCGAGCUUAGCAAGGGCGUGAAUCACUUGCGGUCUGUGAAGGUGAAGGAGAUCUUUUAUGAUAGGGAUGGGAAGAUAGUAGGGGAGAAGCCUGCGGAGUGA
Molecule: messenger RNA, 1035 nt
Organism: Daldinia childiae
Lineage: Eukaryota; Fungi; Ascomycota; Sordariomycetes; Xylariales; Hypoxylaceae
Product: Xylosidase/arabinosidase
Exons: 1
Coding region: 1-1035 (344 amino acids)
Biological process (GO): carbohydrate metabolic process
Molecular function (GO): hydrolase activity, hydrolyzing O-glycosyl compounds
Source: RefSeq, a predicted model, not a curated record